UUCAUCAAAAGGCUCCCUCCAUGAAUGCAAAAUGGCUCUGCCUUUUCCAUUACAUUUCUUGCCUUCGGACCCCACAUACUGAACAGAUGAUAUUGAUCAUGGAAAAGGCGAAAAAUAUGAAUGAUUGGACACAGGAAUUGGAUUUUACCAGUUAAUCAAAUUUAACAAACUUCUGGGUGUUUCUGAAUCUCACUUCUUUGAGAAAAAAAUCUGCCUGACUUCCUCCAGUUCUGAUGAAUUCCCUUGAGUUUUGCUUUUUUCAGUGCUUGGUACUGUGGUAUGGCUUUAUAUCAAUUCAAGGCCAUAACCAGAUUUGAUAAAGUGGUGUAUGGGAAUUUUUGGAGUAAGCCUUUUGAUGAUUCUGAUGUGCUUUGAUUGCAAAGUGUUCAGAUUCCAUGAGAGGGGAAGAGAUUAGAAUCAGCAAGACCAUCUUCUCAGCAUAGUUGCAGGGCGUUCAUGGGAUCGCAAACUUUGGUAGCAUCACUAUGAUAGUGAGAUUCUCUCACUUUCAAGUGAAGUGAUGGUUCUUCAAUGGCGAAGAGGAGGAGCUGGUUCCAUAUAGUGAAGAGGUUCUUUAUUCCAGAGACACACCCAAAAACCGAAAAGGAAAAGAGAAGGAGAUGGCUGUUUGGGAGGCUGAAAAUCAAAAGAUUGGCCUCUAUAGAAGCUCCACCAUCACCAGUAAAGGAAAGAGUCCUGAGUGAAGCAGAGGAGGAACAGAGCAAGCAUGCCUUAACAGUGGCCAUUGCCACUGCUGCUGCUGCUGAAGCUGCUGUUGCAGCUGCCCGCGCUGCUGCUGAGGUUGUUAGGCUCACUACCACCCCACAAGCCACAGAAGAAUGUGACAAGAAAACCGAAGAAACCCCGCCUGUUGAAAUCCCAAUCAUUGCCACUCCUCUGCCUGAUCUCCAUCAUGAGAGCGAAGACCAAGUUCUAGCUGCCAUUAAAAUUCAAACCGCCUUUCGAGGUUAUCUUGCAAGGAAAGCUUUGAGAGCAUUGAAGGGGCUAGUGAGGCUGCAGGCAAUUGUACGAGGCAGAGCAGUUAGACGGCAAGCCAUUACUACUCUGAAGUGCUUGCAGUCCAUUGUGAAUAUCCAGUCACAAGUCUGUGCAAGGAGAUGUCAGAAGGCAGAAGAAUGUGUGAAUUGUGAUGACAUCAAACAGCUGCAGGAUCUGAAAGACAAGGUAAUUAAGAUGGACUCAAACAGCCAGAGAAGGUGGGAUGAUAGCCUUUUGUCAAAGGAAGAGGGAAAUGCCUUGUUCUUGAGCAAGAAAGAGGCUGUGAUGAAGAGAGAGCGGAUAAAGGAAUACACAUUUGGCCAAAGGGAGAGGAAAAGUAUCCAUAAACCAGCAGAAUCGGAGCAGAACAAGCUGAAUGGAAGAUGGAGGUACUGGUUGGAGAAAUGGGUGGACACCCAAGUGGCCAAAAGGGAAGAACUCCCAAGUCUGGACACAGUUUGGUCUUCAAAUGCAAGAAGCAGAGAGGAAUUUCCAGGAAAACAACAUACACCCAGAAACAAUCAGAGACAGUACCACAUUGAAGGACUGGGUUCACCAGUAUUAGUCCCAAGGAGAUCAUUUCAUCACAGAAAAGAGCGGUCCAUCGGAGACGAAAACUCAUUCUCAAGCCCUCCUAUCCCAACCUACAUGGCUGCCACUGAAUCUGCCAAAGCCAAGGUAAGAUCAGUGAGCUCACCAAAGCUAAGGCCAGGGAGCUUAGACACUUUCUCUGAUAGCAAUUCACCACACAAGAAUAGGCUCUCCCUCAUAUCUUCCAUCAGCAGUGAAGCAACAAAUUGUAGUAGGAUCAGUAAACCAGGCAUGCCUCAGCAGAGGUCUCCAAGCUUAAGAGGUCCUGGCCCUAUAAAAUCAAGCAGAUCCACUAAGGAACUCAGCUUUGAUUCUGAAUGCUCAUUGCUGAACUGGGAUCGACGCCUCUAGAUUAUUUAAUUCCCCGGUUGUCUGCAGCAAGAAAUUCUAUUGGGUGUGUUUGUUUGGAUUGCAUAAUUCUAUUGAUACAAUAAAUUUGAAUGGAAAAAAAAAUAAAAAUUGACAAGAUAUGUUUUUCCCAUCA
Messenger RNA from Vitis vinifera (wine grape), 2074 nucleotides. RefSeq names its product protein IQ-DOMAIN 11. Lineage: Eukaryota; Viridiplantae; Streptophyta; Magnoliopsida; Vitales; Vitaceae. The coding region runs from base 532 to 1941 and encodes 469 amino acids. The transcript has 6 exons. The record is from RefSeq and is a predicted model, not a curated record. Gene Ontology annotation, molecular function: protein binding.